Messenger RNA from Cuscuta campestris, 1565 nucleotides. Lineage: Eukaryota; Viridiplantae; Streptophyta; Magnoliopsida; Solanales; Convolvulaceae. The record is from the annotation of a GenBank genome assembly.
CGCCACCAAAUGGGUUGUUGAUUAUAUUUAAAUAUAUCCCAAAAAAUAUUGUUCUACUCUCCAUUUCUAGGGUUCUUCAAUUCUUAGUUGGUGUCUCUGAUUCAAGACUGAUCUUCACUUUUACUUUCUAGGGCUUACAAAAAAAAUGUUCUCAACUCUAUAUAUUUGUCUUCAAUUCAUUUAAUUUCCUCCCUCAUAUAGCUACUACUAGAUCAGAUCAAUUUAGUUCAAUUGAGAUAGAUCGGAGUACGUAGCUAGGUGGUGACUAUAUACCCGAGCCCGUUGAUAAUACGUAAAUAUAUAUAUAUCGAUGGAAACGGAUCAUCAAGAGUCGUGUGUCGUACCACCGGGUUUUCGAUUCCAUCCCACGGAUGAAGAGCUAGUGGGAUACUAUCUACGGAAGAAGGUGGCAUCCCAGAAGAUCGAUCUCGAAGUCAUUAGGGACAUCGAUCUAUACCGGAUCGAGCCCUGGGAUCUCCAAGAAAAAUGUGGGAUAGGGUAUGAGGAGCAGAACGAGUGGUACUUCUUCAGUCACAAGGACAAGAAGUACCCGACGGGGACGAGGACGAACAGGGCGACGAUGGCCGGAUUCUGGAAGGCGACGGGGAGGGACAAGGCGGUUUACGACAAGUCCAGACUCAUAGGGAUGAGGAAAACACUGGUUUUCUACAGAGGCCGGGCUCCUAAUGGCCAGAAAUCCGAUUGGAUCAUGCAUGAAUACAGACUCGAAUCUGACGAGAAUGCCCCUCCUCAGGAGGAAGGAUGGGUGGUGUGCAGGGCAUUCAAGAAACGAAUCACCGGACAAUUAGCAAAGACUAAUCACUUUGCCUGGGAAUCCAACUACUGUUAUAAUUACGACCAUCAUCAGCAACCAAACAUCAUUAACAAUGCUAAUUUCAUGGGAAUUGUCGGCAAUAAUAAUAUUAAUAACAACAAUAAUCCAGACACUAGCAACAGUUUCAUGGCCGCCGCCGAAUCAUUUCUCUCCAAGCAAGAGCUAGCGGAGGCGGCGGCGGCGGCAUCGGUCAUGCACCACCGCUCAUCCGACGACCGUCACAACCUAUUCACCAAUCGCCUCCCGCAGCUGCAGAGCCCGUCCCUCGUCCCGCCACCUUUCCGGCAAGAAAGCCGACGCGACGACGAAUUAGACGGCGGUGGCAAGAAGGCGUCGGUGAGGGACUGGAGGGCGCUCGACAAGUUCGUCGCCUCACAGUUGAGCCACGACGAUAACUAUAGCAGCUAUGGUAGGGAGGAGGAAGACGACAACGGCGGCCGCGACAUGGCGGGAUUGUUGCUGUUGCAGAGGGAGGAGGGCGGUGGCGCCGCCGCUGCCGGGAGCAGCAAGUUGUUGAAUGACUUGUUGAGUUCAUCGUCAAGAGGAGGAAGUGAGGGGGAUGAGAGUAAUAACAUUAGUAUCUUCUUAUUUGAUGGGUAAUUUCUACUCCAUAUUUCAUUUUAUUAUGAAUUUAUUCCAUACGUAUUAUUUAUGUUCCACGUCUUUAAAUCCGACCAGUUGACAAAAAGAAAGAAAAAAUUUGAUCAUGAUAUAAAGACGUGGAACAUUU